Molecule: messenger RNA, 1698 nt
Organism: Didymosphaeria variabile
Lineage: Eukaryota; Fungi; Ascomycota; Dothideomycetes; Pleosporales; Didymosphaeriaceae
Exons: 4
Coding region: 1-1698 (565 amino acids)
Biological process (GO): RNA processing; mRNA 5'-splice site recognition
Cellular component (GO): U2-type prespliceosome; U1 snRNP; commitment complex
Molecular function (GO): protein binding
Source: RefSeq, a predicted model, not a curated record
AUGUUUGUCAACGGACGCGGCAGCAUUACGCAGGUGCACUACACCGGCGACGAAGCCGCCGCAGAGAUCAAGAAGCUGCUCGACGCAGUGAUCGAGAACGAAGAUGAAUUCGAGCGCUGGGAAGCCCUAGUCACCCGCGCGACAGAACUGGAGGGCGGCGUCACGCGCAACUCCAGCCCCUCGUCCAUCGAGCUGGUUCGCAACGCCUACAACUGUUUCCUCGCCAAAUUCCCGCUCUUUUUCGGCUAUUGGAAGAAAUACGCCGAUCUCGAAUUUGCCAUCGGCGGCACCGAGACAGCUGAGAUGGUAUACGAGCGCGGAGUAUCGUGCAUACCCAGCUCGGUCGAUCUUUGGGCACACUACUGUGCAUUCAAGAUGGACACGAGCCACGACAACGACAUCAUCCGAGAUCUAUUCGAGCGCGGUGCACACUUCGUCGGCCUUGAUUUCCAAGGUCAUCCCUUCUGGGACAAAUACAUUGAGUUCGAGGAUCGAAACAACGAACCAACUAGAGUCGCGCAUCUCUACCGCCGCGUUUCCCAAAUUCCGAUGUACCAAUUCGCGAGAUACUACGAAAAGUUUCGUGGUUUGAUCAAUAGCAACACUUCAGUAGAAGACCUUGCAGAGCCUGAGACGCUGGAAACAUUGCACGCCGCUGUUGCUACCGAGAACCAAGGUUUUGAGCGCGCACCCCUCGAGCUGGACCGACAACUCCGCGUCAAACUUGAUCAAUACUAUUACGAAGGCUACACCCGCACGCAAGCCGAUGUCACAGCUCGUUGGCCUUUUGAGGAGAAGAUCGAACGAGGCUAUUUCCAUGUCACUGAUCUCAAAGACACCGAACUCGAGAACUGGCGCAAGUAUCUGGAUUUCGAAGAGGCACAGGGCGAUUUCCAUCGCACAUGCUUCUUAUAUGAGCGUUGUUUGGUGGCAUGUGCUUUGUAUGAAGAGUUCUGGCUACGCUAUGCGCGUUGGAUGUUCUCCCAGGAGAACAAGGAGGAAGACUGUCGGCAGAUUUACAUUCGAGCGAGCUGCAUCUUCGUCCCUAUCUCGCAACCGACCGUACGCCUGAAUUGGGCUCGAUUCGAAGAGAAGCUGGGCCGAACUUCUCUCGCACAUGACAUUCAUGAGGCUAUUCUGGAUCAGAAUCCAGAUCAUGUCGAGACCAUCAUAUCGCUCGCUGGUGUAGACCGUCGUCAUACAGAUGCAGAUGCCGCAGUAAGCACGUUGGAGAAGUACAUCGGUCAGCGCAACGCGCAUGUCGGCGGCGUCUUGGCUGCCGAGCAAGCGCGCAUCUUGUGGCAGUCGAAGCGUGCGGUUGAUGAGGCCCGUCAGCUGUUCAAAGACAAGGCAGACAAGUUCCUGGAAUCGAAAGAGUUUUGGCUGAAGUACAUGGAUUUUGAAAUCGCUCAAACCCCGAGCGAAGAGGACGAAGCCCACAAGCGCGUGAAAGAUAUUCACGAGACCAUCCGCGCCAAAGGACGAUUUUCCGAGGAAGCCUCAAAGGCGCUUUCACACCACUACAUGGAGUACUUGAUGGAUCACGGAGGCAAGGACGCCGCCGACGAAUUCAUGAAGCUCGACCGCGAGGUCAAUGGGUAUGUAUCGUCGAAGAAUGUCGAUCUGCCACACGCGAAACCUCAAACGAAGAAGCGGAAAAACAAGAAUAAAAGCGCAGCAGCCACGACGGCGUCAUGA